Messenger RNA from Coffea eugenioides, 1883 nucleotides. RefSeq names its product DEAD-box ATP-dependent RNA helicase 30. The transcript has 9 exons. The record is from RefSeq and is a predicted model, not a curated record. Gene Ontology annotation, molecular function: RNA helicase activity; RNA binding; ATP binding. Lineage: Eukaryota; Viridiplantae; Streptophyta; Magnoliopsida; Gentianales; Rubiaceae. The coding region runs from base 16 to 1545 and encodes 509 amino acids.
GGGAGGGGUGGUGGAAUGGGUUUUCGAGGUGGGCAUGGGGGAGGAAGGGGUGGUUUUGAUGGAGGACGGGGUGGUGGUAGUAGUGGAAGAGGUGGUAGACAUGGUAGUAGGGCAAGAGAUGACCUAGAUAAUCUUGCUCUUCCAAAGCAAGAAUUUGGGAACUUGGUUCCUUUUGAGAAGAACUUUUAUGUUGAGAGUCCUUCAGUGAGGGCAAUGACCGAGCAAGAGGUUGCAGUUUAUCGUGCCAGACGGGAGAUGACUGUUGAUGGCCAUGAUGUUCCAAAGCCAAUAAGGAUGUUUCAUGAGGCAAACUUUCCUGAUUAUUGCCUUGAGGUGAUUGCUAGAUUAGGUUUUGUUGAGCCAACACCUAUUCAGUCUCAAGGUUGGCCCAUGGCCUUGAAAGGUAGAGAUCUUAUAGGCAUUGCUGAGACUGGUUCUGGGAAGACUUUGGCUUAUAUGUUGCCUGCUUUGGUACAUGUCAGUGCGCAGCCGCGAUUGGCACAAGGAGACGGUCCCAUUGUGCUAGUACUAGCACCUACAAGAGAAUUGGCUGUUCAGAUCCAAGAAGAAGCAAUGAAAUUUGGAUCCCGUAUAAGAAGUACUUGCAUCUAUGGUGGUGCCCCAAAAGGACCACAAAUCCGUGAUCUUAAAAGAGGAGUUGAAAUUGUUAUUGCCACUCCGGGUAGAUUGAUAGAUAUGCUGGAGGCUCAACAUACAAAUUUGAAAAGAGUAACUUACCUCGUACUAGAUGAGGCUGAUCGAAUGCUUGAUAUGGGAUUUGAGCCUCAAAUUAGGAAAAUUGUUUCACAGAUUAGACCAGAUAGACAAACUUUGUAUUGGAGUGCCACAUGGCCAAGGGAGGUAGAAGCUUUAGCAAGGCAGUUUUUGCGCAAUCCUUACAAGGUGAUCAUUGGUUCUGCAGAACUGAAAGCAAAUCAAUCUAUACGGCAGAUCAUUGAAAUAGUGACAGAUGUGGAGAAGUACACUAGGCUGAUUAGGCUGCUGAAAGAAGUGAUGGACGGAAGUCGUAUUCUUAUAUUUGUGGAGACAAAGAAAGGAUGUGAUCAAGUGACAAGACAAUUGAGAAUGGAUGGAUGGCCAGCCUUAUCCAUCCAUGGUGAUAAAAGCCAGGAUGAAAGGGACUGGGUCCUGGCUGAUUUUAAAAGUGGCAGAAAUCCUAUAAUGAUUGCCACUGAUGUUGCUGCACGUGGUCUUGAUGUUAAGGACAUAAAAUGUGUGGUUAACUAUGAUUUUCCAUCAAGCCUUGAGGAUUACGUUCAUAGGAUUGGCCGAACUGGUCGUGCAGGAGCUACAGGAACUGCUUUCACUUUUUUCACUCAUGCAAAUGCCAAGUUUGCCAGAGAUCUAAUCAAGAUAUUACGGGAUGCAGGCCAAAUCAUUCCUCCUGAUUUGUCUGCGAUGGCCAGGUCUACUGGUUCUACUAUGGGAGGAAACAACUUUCGCUCCAGAGGACGUGGGGGUUUUGGCAACAGAGGUAUCUCUGGAUCCAACACAAUACCUCUUGGUGCUAGGAAGCCAUGGUAGUUUCAUUCAUUGUGCAACAAGAAUGGGGGAUGCAUCAUCUUCAGAUGUACAGAUCUGUAUCAGUUAGAAAUAUAUGUUGCGUGUUGUGUUUUUCUUUCCUUCUGUUAGAUUCUUGUUUUCCUACAAAAUUUGGCUGAUAGUGGAAGACCCUUGCACUCUUUAUCCAAAAGCCAUAGAAAUACAAACAGAGAAUACUUCCCCAGUGUAGAAAUCUCUUUAGCAGCAACAUCUUAGCUGAAAUUUCUAGGACACUAUUUUUGUACUUGCAUGUAUGAUUUGGCAGCAACAUCAGUUAUAGAAUGGUGUAUUAUGAGUAAUGAAUUUUAUCCUGAUCAUCA